Colletotrichum higginsianum IMI 349063 is the source of this 456-nucleotide messenger RNA. RefSeq names its product Calmodulin. NCBI's taxonomy places the organism in Eukaryota, Fungi, Ascomycota, Sordariomycetes, Glomerellales, Glomerellaceae. Bases 1 to 456 code for a protein of 151 amino acids. Gene Ontology annotation, molecular function: calcium ion binding; enzyme regulator activity. Gene Ontology annotation, cellular component: central plaque of spindle pole body. Gene Ontology annotation, biological process: spindle pole body organization. The record is from RefSeq and is a predicted model, not a curated record. The transcript is spliced from 6 exons.
AUGGCCGCUGCAUCUGGGUUGACUGAAGAGCAAAAGGCGCAAUACAAGGAGGUGUUUGACCUCUUCGACAAGGAUGGGACUGGUGACAUCACCGCCCAGGAGCUGGGCGAGGUCAUGAGGUCCCUGGGCCUCAACCCAAGCGACACAGAGCUGAACGACAUGGUCAACGAGGUCGACGCCGACAACAACGGCACCAUCGACUUCAACGAAUUCCUCAACCUGAUGGCCCAAAAGGUCCAGAUUGGCGAUGCUGAGGAAGAACUCAAGAACGCUUUCAAGGUGUUUGACCGCGACGGCAGCGGCACCAUCUCCGCCGAAGAGCUGCGUCACGUCUUGACCUCGCUAGGCGAGAACAUGACCCCGGCCGAGAUUGACGAGAUGAUUCAAAUGGCCGACAAGGACGGUGACGGGUCGAUUGACUAUGAUGAGUUUGCCUCGAUCAUGAUGCGGGAAUAA